UCCCGGCUCCCCAGCAGGCGCGACCAGCUGACCGGAUUCCUGGCCGGCCGCUCCAGCUCCGCCUCCUCGCUCGGCCUGGGCCCUCCUUUCCUGCUCUUGCUCCUGCUCGUCCUGGCGUGCCCUGGCGGGCUUCGUCCCGCCCUCCCCGGCCUGCCGCUGCCCGAGCCUGCGGGCGCCCAGGGCUCCGGGGCUACUUGCACACGCGGAGCAGCGUCUGCCUCGGGGCGCCUGGCACGAGCGGCGGGAGGAGGACGCAGAUGAGGAGGUUGAGGUUUUUUCCAAGAAAAAGCUCAAGAGGAAGAAGAUCGUUUUGUAUAUUCUUACAGACAUUUGGAAACUUCAAGCAUUGGAAUAUUUUUGAAACUCUACUCCUCAUAUAUAGAGUCAAGAUUAUAUUAUCUAUCAUUUAAGUUAUGUCAUUCUUCGGGUUGUGAAGUGUAUUAUUCAAUGUAUAUGCACUAUUAUCUCCAGGAGAGGGCAGCAUUUUACUACAUCAGCUCUGAAAUCUUGGAGCAAAACUCAGAGUUCGUGCCAGAUCAAACAAGUUCAGAAGUACAAAUGGAGGACUGGUCAAAAGGCUCUGUCUUGCAAAAGACCGAAGUUCCUGGCUGCUUCGCCGAUUCUACUAGUGAGCUCAGCAUCAAGAUCUAUGUUGCUGAAAUUUAUAAACCGGAAGAAAAGAAAAAAAUUGGAACAAAAGUCUAUCAAAAUUCUUCUAAAAGCCUUCAAGAAAAACAGGAACUGAUCACUCAAUGCAAUACUGAAGCAGAUAAACUGCCAGAUAUGCCAACAACAAGCCUGUGGAAAAUUCAGACUACUAGUGUCCAAAAUAUUUGUGUAGAAGAUGUUGCCUCUCAUUUUACUAAUGAACUGAGAUCUGCAGAACAAGGUGGCAGAGUGCUCUCUGACUUUGUGACCUCUUGGAAGGAUGCUGCCAACCAAGAUAAAGAAAUGAAUAUUUCAUUUCUUUUAAAAGAAUUGGACUUUGAGAGAACCAACAAUAGAAAGCUUCAAGAUAAGCUGGCUGAAAAGGACAAGGAGCUGAAGACAAUAAAGCUGGACUUAGAACUGCAAGAGAGAGCUACGGAAGCUAAGAUUGCAGAAAAGACUGCAGCUCUGGUAGAAGAAGUUUAUUCUGCUCAACGGGAGCGCGAUGAGGCUGUUAUGGCAAGGCUUAGGUUAGCCAAUGAAGAGAGAGAUGAAGCACUUCUCCGAGCACAGCAUUUGGAACAGUAUCUUAAAGAGCUAGAAAAUAUUAACCCUGAAGAAAAUGACAUGACAUUACAGGAAUUACUGAACAGAAUAAACAAUGCAGACACAGGGCUAGCUAUACAGAAGAAUGGAGCUAUAAUUGUGGAUCGAAUACACAGGACCAAGGAACGUAAAAAGAAAAUAACAGCUGAGGAAAUGAAUGCAGUGAUAGAAGAAAGGGAUGCUGCUUUGUCUGAAUGCAAACGGCUGGAGCAGGAGCUUCAUCAUCUGAAAGAGCAGAACCAGACUUCAGCAAACAACAUGAGACAUCUGACUGCUGAAAACAAUCAAGAACGUGCUCUGAAGGUGAAGUUGGCAACUCUGCAGCAAGAGAGAGAGGCUGCUGUUCACCAGUGUCAAAAACUAGAAGAAGAAAUCCAGACUCUGCGAGUUUAUUACAGCUUACACAAAUCUUUAUCCCAAGAAGUAAGCCUGAAGGAUCAGCUUAACUGUACCCUUAGUACAUAUGAAGACGCACUGAAAAGCAGGGAGGAUAUUGUGUCCGCUACUUAUCGCCAAAAUCAAGAGUUAGCAACCAAACUGCAGAAAGCCAUAACAGACCGAAAAGACAUGGAAUUGAAACUUCAGGGAGCUUUAGAAGCUUCAGAAGAGGCCGACAAAAAAAUUCAAAAGUUGGAAAGGCUGGUGGACGUCCUGAGGAAGAAGGUUGGAGCAGGGACCAUUAGGACCGUGAUCUGAUUGAAAGCUCCAGUCUAGGGAAGCAUUCACAUCUGGUGACCAGGCUGCUUCAUUCAGCACUAUGUAAACACUAAAGCCUUAACUUAGCAAACAGUUGUUAGAAGUGGGACACUCCAACAACAUUCCAAGCUGAGAUAAAAUCAAAUCAUAAAUGUUUAACCACUUU
Molecule: messenger RNA, 2116 nt
Organism: Alligator sinensis (Chinese alligator)
Lineage: Eukaryota; Metazoa; Chordata; Crocodylia; Alligatoridae
Gene: MIPOL1
Product: mirror-image polydactyly 1
Exons: 16
Coding region: 448-1950 (500 amino acids)
Source: RefSeq, a predicted model, not a curated record